AUGUCCAACCUAUACGCCACCGAGCCAGCUCCGAACGGCAAGGUCAUUGUUGACACCACGUCAGGCGAGAUAGAGAUUGAGCUCUGGGGAAAGGAAUGUCCUAAAGCUGUCCGCAACUUUCUCCAGCUGUCAAUGGAAGGGUACUAUGACGGUAUCAUCUUCCACCGAAUCGUCAAGGGGUUCAUCAUCCAGACCGGUGACCCAACGGGUACCGGCAUGGGUGGCGAGAGCGUGUACGGUGAACCGUUUGCCGACGAGGUCCACAGCCGUCUAAAGUUCAACAGGUUAGUUGGCCCCCGUUGGGGAUAUGUGCUGACCCUCAGGCGUGGUCUGAUCGGCAUGGCCAACAACAGCAAGAGGAACACGAACAACUCGCAGUGGUUCAUCACCUUGGACCGCGCCGACGAGCUUACGGGAAAGCACACAAUGUUUGGUCGCAUCAACGGCCCGACGUACUACAACGUUCUGAAUAUUGGAAACCUCGAUAUCGACACCGAGGACAGACCUCUUAUUCCUCCAAAGAUUACGGGUGUGCGUAUCAUCGAGAACCCCUUUGACGACAUUGUACCCCGUAUCACGGCCGCCGAGAAGCGCGCACAACAACAAGCACGUUUGGAAGCCAGGCAGGAGUCUGAGAAGAGGGCAAAGCGCGCCAAGGCAAAGAAGAACACCGUACUGCUGUCCUUUGGCGAGGCCGAGGAGGAAGACGCGUCGCAGGUGACCAUCAAGAAGAAGGACCUGGGACGACAAGACUUGGUCACUAGCUCCGAACCCAAGGAGAAGAAGAAGAAGAAAGUCCAGAAGGUCGCCCCUGAACCAGUCAACGAGCCUGAAGCUGUGCCCGAGGCAUCCACCAGCAAGCCAGAGCGCCAGGCUGUGGACUUGAAGGCCAUCCGUGCCGAGCACGAGCGCCAAAAGCUCGGUGACAGGUUAGCCCAUAUUCUGAAAGAAACAGUACUGACGGACAGCUCGUCGCGCAAGACGGACAUUGAGAGGAUGCAAGAGGACCUCCGCAUGAUGAAAAAGCGCAUGGGAGAAGAUUCAGACUCGGAUUCGGACACGUCCAGCACGCGCCGUAAGAGGAGAAAGGGUCCCUCUGCGCUCGAGCAAGAGCUGGCCAAGUACUCCAAGGGCCGUGGCCGCGCGGCCACACGCCACAGCCGCAAGGGACGCCGCGACGAUGACGAUGACCUCAUGCGUGACCUGGGCAUGUUCACCAAGAAGAUCACCGAGAUGGAGAACGAUGGCGGUGCACAGGAGAUGGGCGAUGGGGAGGAUGAGGGGGGUCAAGAAGUGGACGAUGACGUGGGAUGGCUGCGACAUGCGCUCAAGUUUGAGCACGAGGUGUCGGACGAGACUCGACGCGCGGAGGAAAACUAUACUGUCAUUGACACGCGUGCAAAGGCACGGGAGCUGGCGGCGCAGGAGAAGCAGGAGAAGAAGGACAAGCAGCGUGCGAGGCAGACGUGA
Messenger RNA from Apiotrichum porosum, 1470 nucleotides. RefSeq names its product Peptidyl-prolyl isomerase cwc27 (gene CWC27). The record is from RefSeq and is a predicted model, not a curated record. Gene Ontology annotation, molecular function: peptidyl-prolyl cis-trans isomerase activity. The transcript has 10 exons. Bases 1 to 1470 code for a protein of 489 amino acids. Lineage: Eukaryota; Fungi; Basidiomycota; Tremellomycetes; Trichosporonales; Trichosporonaceae. Gene Ontology annotation, cellular component: catalytic step 2 spliceosome. Gene Ontology annotation, biological process: protein peptidyl-prolyl isomerization.